Molecule: messenger RNA, 2270 nt
Organism: Vitis riparia (riverbank grape)
Lineage: Eukaryota; Viridiplantae; Streptophyta; Magnoliopsida; Vitales; Vitaceae
Product: pentatricopeptide repeat-containing protein At3g25210, mitochondrial
Exons: 2
Coding region: 137-1318 (393 amino acids)
Molecular function (GO): protein binding
Source: RefSeq, a predicted model, not a curated record
AAUUGCCUUAAACGACGUCGUCUCUAUGCCAUAUUAAGUUCUUGCCAUUCAUAGAGAGGAACUCCCUCUUCGUCUUCCUCUUGGAUGCAUCCUUUAUUGGAUUAUAGUUACAGAGAAACACUGGGGAGAGGCAGUCAUGGGCUUCUUGGCCGCCAGUCUCAGAAAGUCUUCUCGACUCUGUCGUCCUCCUUUUUCAAUACCUCUCUGUUUUUCUUUAUCAAACCAGCUUUUCUUACUACCCUACUCAUCCCCUAUUGGAACACACCUUCAUCGCUUUAUUUGCUCCGAUGCUGACCCUGAAACCCUAAUCCCACCGCCCCAAUCCCCAAAUCCUAAAACCCCUACCCCUCUACAAAUGCAAUUCGAAUCGUGGAUCCACAUGCUCAAACCCGGUUUCUCACCCUCCGAUGUCGACGAGGCUUUGCGAGCUCAAUCGGACCCCGAUCUUGCCCUCGACAUUUUUCGGUGGACAGGUCAACAGCGCGGCUACAGGCACAACCAUGUCACCUAUCUCACUAUGAUAAAAAUUGCUGUCUCCGGUAAGCGCUUCAGGCAUGCCGAAACCCUAAUUGAGGAAGUCAUUGCCGGUGCGUGCUCUGUCAGUGUGCCCCUCUACAAUUCUAUUAUUCGAUUUUGUUGCGGUCGUAAAUUUCUUUUUAAUCGUGCGUUCGAUGUUUACAAGAAAAUGUUGAAUUCCGAGGAUUGUAAGCCCUCUUUGGAAACCUACACAUUGUUGUUGAAUGCCCUUCUUAGGAAAUUCAACAAAUUGACUGUAUGCUAUGUUUAUUUGCAUGCUGUCCGUUCAUUAACCAAACAAAUGAAGGUGUCAGGCGUAAUACCAGAUACAUUUGCUUUGAAUAUGAUUAUUAAAGCAUACUCAAAGUGUCUUGAAGUUGAUGAAGCAAUUAGGGUUUUUCGUGAAAUGGGUUUGUAUGGUUGCGAGCCAAAUGCCUAUACUUAUGGCUAUAUUGCCAAUGGGUUGUGUGAAAAGGGGAGGGUGAGUCAGGGUUUGGGGUUUUAUAGGGAAAUGAGGAGUAAAGAUUUGGUGCCUAGUAGUAGUACCUACAUGAUUCUGAUUUGCAGUCUUUCAAUGGAGAGGAGAUUUGAAGAAGCUACGAAGAUUUUGUUUGAUAUGUUGGGUAAUUCUAUGGCUCCUGAUUUGUUAACUUAUAAAACUCUCUUAGAAGGAUUGUGCAGGGAAGGAAAGUGCAAUGAUGCUUUUGAACUUCUUGAAGAAUUGAGGAAGAAGGAUGCUUGGAUGGGAGAGAAGACUUACAAGACCUUGGUGAAAGGGUUGCAUUUUUUGAGUCAGGAGUAGAUGUAUUACACUUCAUUCUUCCGCUCACUUUUGUAUGUUGAGUGGUUAAGAAAGGAAAAAGGACAUUGCCCCUCCCCUCGGAGCCCUAAGCAGUCUGCCUGUGAGAUUAUAUAAGGGUUGUUUGAUUGAUUGUACAGCUUCACCUUCUCUGAAAUCACUGGGGAAUUGGAGCAAUGGGGGAUGCCAGGAAAAGGUAUCCAUCACUUCCAUCCAACUAUAUCUCAAUCAUUCAACUGAAGGAGCGCUGGAUGAGAGAACAAGAGCAACAGAAGAAAAAGGAGCAAGAACAAAAGGGGGACUUACAUAAACCUGGAGAAGAGAAAGAGGGGAUCCAAAACACAACUGCUUCUAGAUUUACGGCUCCGCCUCAGUUCCGCCCAAAACGGAACAAAUAUCAUUGGGUGGUCAAGGUAAGCUCCCAGAAGCCAGAAGGUUCAGAAGUCCAAAAGGGUCACAGAGAGAUCAAGGUGAGUGCUCAGAAGCAGGAGUUGAAGAUCAAGGAAGACCUUAGGAGGGUCGAGGCAUGGAAGAAGCCAAGGGCAGAGGAGGAACUGGCUGGAGGUACAGUCCAGCAAGUAUCGAGAAAUGGAAAUGACGAGAAAUUUCCAGGUAGGGUGAAUCAGAUGGCUGGGAUGUACCAGAGAAUGGAGAAACUCUCAAUGAAGCCUGAGAAAGUAGGAGGAUCAACAUCCACUGAUGUGAGUGGUCAUCGGUGGAAUCCAGCAUUUUCUCGAAGGUUCAGUCGCCAGAAGGCAACUGAUGCUGGCCUCGUUUGGGUCAGAAAAGGAGACAGCUCAGGUGGUUCUGGCAGCCAGAGUUAAAGUUAUUUGAAUGGCUAUUGCAUUUUCUGUCCUUCUGUAAACCUUAAGCAUCUGCUUAACCUUAUGAAUGUCAUAUGAUUGUGAAAUACUCUGGGUUUAAUUUUACUUUCUGCAUUUCUGUGCUCCUGCAA